This is a messenger RNA of Bactrocera neohumeralis, 9751 nucleotides long. RefSeq names its product protein PALS1 (gene sdt). Gene Ontology annotation, cellular component: adherens junction; plasma membrane. Bases 812 to 6574 code for a protein of 1920 amino acids. Gene Ontology annotation, molecular function: protein binding. The record is from RefSeq and is a predicted model, not a curated record. The transcript has 17 exons. Lineage: Eukaryota; Metazoa; Arthropoda; Insecta; Diptera; Tephritidae. Gene Ontology annotation, biological process: generation of neurons; morphogenesis of an epithelial sheet; protein localization to plasma membrane.
AAACUCGCUCAGUAACGCGCAGGAAUCUAACGAAAUCGUACACGAAAUGACAAGUGCCGUCGCGUGUGUACUAUGUGCGCUUAGCAAUUUUACAGAAUUUUUACAAAAUAGCAGCAAUGAAAAUUUUGUUUUUGCUUAAAAAGUCUUGGUUAGUUGUGAUGGCGUUAUAACGGUGUGUGUUAAAGUUGGCAAAAAAUUAAGUUGUAACCCUUGAAAGCCAGAGCUCAAUGUCGAAAAAAUUCAAAAAUUAUGUGCAAAUAAAUGUGUGUGUGUAAAAAGUAGAAGAAAAACGCAACAAUAUUGCCAUUCCCUUGCCUUCAUUGAUUUAAUUGCAAUAUUCAAAUAUGCAUGGUGUUUGAAAUAAUAUUUAAUUGUAAGCAGUAAAAAUAAAAAAUAGUGUUAUUUAAAGCAGAAAUUAAAAAUAAUAAAACAAAUUAAAGUGUUGCAUAAAAAUUAACGAAAGAAAAAUCUGCUCGCGAAAAAGUGCUCAAAAUGCCAAGUGCAAACGUGAAAAUGCAUAAACCCUCAAAAUUGCAACGCCUGCCGCAAGCUUUGUCGUGUCACGCUUCCAGCGCACAUUCGCUGCAGCGACAAUGAGUAGUUGAGGGCACGUGUUCGGAGGUGCAGUGCGUGCGUGUGUAUUGCCCCGCUCAUUCCCACAAGCUGUGCAUGACGUAACGCUUAAAAGUUUUUGUGAUUGUGUUGUUUAGCGCGUGUGCGUGUGAGUGUGCAUUGUACGGCGCUUGUACCACAUCGGUGCUGACCAAACGCUUAAGAGCCGUCUGAGGCCGCGCACGGGCGCCGCGCUGAAAUGCAAGCGAACAGCAGCGGUCGAACAGCUUUAUCGGCACAAUCAUCAGGUACACCGUCGCAAUCAACGAUCUCGUCGUCGGGAAAGCAACAGGUUGUUGAGUUAUCGGGCUACGUUAUUAUAUUAGUGAAAAAUGUUGAAGGCAAAAUCAAGUUGUACGGCUCACCGCCCGAUCGCGAUAAUCUGGAAGUGGGCGAUGAGAUACUCGAGGUCAACGGUCUGACCUUGGAGAAUAUCUCAUAUGCGGAAAUUAUACGCCACAUUUAUGAGUGCAUAAAAUCCUGCACCAUCUGCCUGCGUGUGCGUAAGAAGAAUGAUACCAGAUUGGCCUGGGACAUUGGCAAUUCGGUGCAGGAGGCCUUUGUUAUCGCUGUCGAAGAGCAUGCGCGUGAGCGUCUGAAACGUUUGGCAGCGCUGAAUCGGGUUACACCAGUGGAUAUAACGGAAGUGUCGAAAACGCUGCAACAGACCAAAGGCGGCUCGCAAUCGACACAGAAACAAGAUCUGAGUUUCCUUAACGAGGCCUCGCCCAUAUACGUCACCUCGUUCACCAGCACCCAGAUCACGUGCAGCAGCUCCACCGUUACCACCGCCACCGCCGCAACUGCCGGACUCAUUACCGCGUCGACGAUUGCACCAACCGCCUCGGCGACAGCAACGGGCAUCACCACCACCUCGGCUAUUGUGCAUGCGUCGGCGCCACAGAGCUCGACGGGCGCCGCCGAUCGGAAUGCCAAUCAGACAUCUGCAGCAAUUGUGAGUGCCUCAGCAGCAGCGGCAGCGGCCGCAGCAGCAGCAACGAAACUAGCCAAUCACAGUGGCAGCACUAACGUCUACCAGCAGCAGCAGCUAUCACAGCAGCAGCAGCAACCAACGGCGGCGAAGCCAGCGAACGCAGGUAAAGCUCAACAACAACCACCACCGCCACUAACGUUGCAGUUCCAGCAGCAGCAGGCCGCACAGGUGGCACAGUUGGCGCAACUGCAGAAUCUGCAGACGCCAACCAUUGCGAGCAGCUUGCAACAUUUGGCCGUCGCUGAGGAGGAGGACGACGAUGACGAUUUAAUCGGCGUUGCCGGCAACUACUGUAGCAUUAACUUUAUAAAAUACAACAACAAACACGCACAAUUGCCACCAGCCACAUCGGCGGUGGUACUGCCCGCGGCAGCAGCCAGCCACUUGCAGCGCCAACAGCUGCAACAGUUGCAGCAGCAACAGCUGAGGCAAACGAAAUCGCACCCGCACAUCCCGCCCCCACUGCAGAUCCCCAGCACAAUACUUGUCGAUGCACAAACCUCCACCUCACCGCUGGCCGCGACCGCUGUGGGUCAUCUAAAGGCACCGCUGGCAGCAGCAACUGCUAAACCAACGACAGCAACUGCAGCCGCAACAGCGACAAUAGCUGCCACCGCCGCCACAGCAGCAGCUGCUGGCUCCACCACUCCCACAACCGAGUACUCAACAGCCAUAUCCAGCAGUCAUCUGCAGCAGGCGUUUGCCUCGGCGGCUGCAGCGGACCAGCAGCAACAACAGUUGUAUAACAACAAUAACAAAACAGCACCAACUUUAGGCGCAGCGGCUGCAUUGAGCAACAACAAUAAUAAAGCGGCGCCUGGUGUCAUUGUGGAUCAGCCCACAGCUGGUGGUGGCGCGGGCGUGAGUGCGGCUGCGGCUGGGGGCAGCGGGCCAUACGGUAGUAAUAUUAGUAGUAAUUGUGAUUUAUUAAUAUCGAAUAAUAUACAACCACCGAGACGAGAGUUACUAACUACACUUAACGAAGAUGGCAGACACUUUGAUGGCGACGCGGCAAAUAGCAACAACAUCAAUAAACAAAGUGCCAGUGGCAGCAGUAUUAGCAACGAUUUGCUAAAUAAUACAACAAAUUUAUACGAUAAUAAACAAAUACAACAGUUAAGAAGUAGUAGUCCCAAUAGUAGCAUAUCAAAAGGAAGAACUGAACUUUUAUUAGGAGAUCAAAGUUUAAGGCAGGAAAUACGGCCUCGCCGUCGUUCUGGCUCCAGCAUUGUCGUUAUUGAUGGUGAUGAUUUGAAGCCAUGCUUACCGGACGACUACAUUAGUAGUCAGCAUUAUCGACAGCAUUCUGGUGAAAGUAAAGAAAUCGAUCAGGAAAUGUUGACAAUGCUUUCAGUUAAUCAAGAUAAUGGUCCACAUCGUGAGAUGGCUGUCGAUUGUCCAGAUAAUUUUAUCGCGCGUAAUAAGACACCACCACGUUAUCCACCACCACACCGUCCACCACAGCCACCAACACAAUAUAAAACCCAUAACAAUACACCACAACAACAGACACCACCGACUGCGACACACACCAGCAAUGGCGGUGGCAAUAAGAAGGCUCUGCCGGCGCCGAACAACAAGCACGGCGCAACCAGUACCAAUCCGAAUGGCUUCACCAGCGGUGAGGAGUUCGAGUUGGUGGCCAUCGAUGGUGGACUGCUACAACGUGCUGGUUCCUCUUCCUUUUCAUCUCCGUACGAGGAUUCGAUCGGCAAGAGCUCUUUCGAUUCCAUUGCUUAUUGUCAUUUACAUAACAAGCAAAACAACAACAUCAAUAGUCUCAACAACAAUAACAUAAACAACAAUCAUCACAACAACACGAGCAAUUCAUCUAAUUCAUCAACGCCAACGAAGCGUGGUUGCGGUGGUAUUGCCGGUGGCGCUGACGAUAGUAGCGGCUCGAACGGCUCCUCGCCUUGCGCCAAUGAAGGGCCAUUGAUUGAGGGUUUGUGCGGCGCGCCGCCCGAGUAUGAGCUGCUACCGCUCUCAAUGUGCAAACAAGUGGCCGCGAGUCUCUUACAGCCGCCGUCGGGUAAGCACCGUGAGCUGCCCGUCGACGUGCCGGACAGUUUCAUAGAGAUCGUGAAGACGCCGCCGCGUUAUCCGCCGCCACCGCAUCUGUCCUCGCUGUCAUCGCAGCUGUCGUCGAACUCGUCCACUUCGACGGCCAACACUACACUGACGCACAUCAACUCAUCGUCCAACUCAUCCACCAACAACAACAAUAAUCACAACAACAGUCACACUAACGAUAACUCUUUCUCGCCCACGUGUUCCUCCGUGUCGGGCUCAUACUCGGCGCUGGCAUCCAUCUCGGCCACGGGUGUCGCAACAUUGUCCGCAUGUUCGCCACUCUCCACGGAUCAUCAGUCAAAAUCAUCAAGCACAAAGUCAACGUCCGGCUCCGGCUGUCAUCCACUGAAACAGUUGGUUAAACAGAAGAGUCUGAUAUCGUUGGGCUCGCUGAGUGGCUCCUCGGAGAAAUUAGAUAAAUCAACAGCAGCAGCAACGCAACGUCAACAACCGCAACCGCAAGUGCCAACGGGUGGCGGCACAAGUGCGGUCGAUGGGUGCUUGGUGGGCAAAAGUGCCAAGACGUCGUCCAAGCGCAACGAUGAGUUGAAUGGCUCUGUGAAGCCCGUGCCGCCGCCGCGUGAUCACCUGCGCGUCGAAAAGGAUGGCCGCCUGAUAAACCGCACGCCCGCGCCGCAACUGCCAGAUCGCCGUUUGGGCAGCAGUGGAGUAGGCGCGCCACAGCAGAUAGCGCAGAUUGUCGAGCCGACGCUGGAGCAGCUGGACAGCAUCAAAAAGUACCAGGAGCAACUGCGUCGACGCCGCGAGGAGGAAGAACGCAUUGCGCAGCAGAAUGAGUUUCUACGUAACAGCUUACGUGGGUCGCGCAAGCUUAAGGCGCUACAGGACAACAAGGCGGUGGCACAGCAGCAGCAGCCGGCCUCUGCGGAACGCGUUACGGGCGUGGAGAACGAGGCGUACCUGGACGAUGAGGAAGCCGAGAAAAUUAAUGGUUAUGGCGAACUGAUCGCGGCGCUAACACGCCUACAGAAUCAACUCACCAAAAAUGGUAUGUCCACAAUGGCGAGUCGGGUGUCGACUGCCCACAAUGUGUUGAGCAGCGCUGGUGUGGCACAUGCGCUUGCUGCGCGUGCAGCCGUCUUGCAACGCCGGCGUCCGCGUGUCGCAAAUCCAGUAAGCGUGAACGCCACUUCGUUGCAAAAAGAUAUUGUGGAACUGCUAACACAAUCGAACUCGGCCGCGGCUAUCGAGCUGGGCAAUCUGUUGACGAGUCACGAAAUGGAGGGUCUGUUGCUGGCGCAUGAUCGCGUUGCUACGCUCACCGACGCCACGCCAUCACCCAUACUUAGUGGUUCUAGCAGUCCACAGCAAACGUCAACAAGCGCGCCAGUACCACUACCCAAGAGCGCAGCGGUACGCGGCACAGCAGUGCCACCGCCAGUGGUACCGCCACCGCUGGCGCAACGUAGCGCUAUGCCACUGCCUCAAAAUAUGACGGCGCCGCCAGUACCGCCGCCACAUGGUGGCUUUAUGAAGCAGCCAAUGCGAGCCGACUCUCCACCACUAAGCGCCUGCUUUGGCACACUGAAUGACCAGAAUGAUAACAUACGCAUCAUUCAGAUUGAGAAGUCUACUGAGCCACUCGGCGCGACGGUGCGCAAUGAGGGUGAGGCGGUCGUUAUUGGACGUAUAGUGCGUGGCGGUGCUGCCGAAAAAUCAGGUCUGCUGCACGAAGGCGACGAAAUACUCGAAGUGAAUGGCCAAGAGUUGCGCGGCAAGACGGUCAACGAAGUAUGUGCGCUGCUUAGCUCCAUGCAGGGUACGCUGACAUUCCUAAUUGUGCCCGCUGGUAGUCCACCGCCCGGUGGUGGCCAUCGCGAGAACGCAGUGCUGCAUGUACGUGCCCACUUCGACUACGAUCCUGAGGAUGACUUGUAUAUACCGUGUCGUGAGCUGGGUAUUAGCUUUCAGAAAGGCGAUGUCUUGCACGUGAUCUCACGUGACGAUCCCAAUUGGUGGCAAGCGUAUCGCGAGGGCGAAGAGGACCAAACGCUCGCCGGUCUUAUACCUAGUCAAUCAUUCCAGCAUCAGCGUGAGACCAUGAAGUUGGCCAUUGCCGAAGAAGCAGGCUUGGCGCGCAGUCGUGGCAAAGAUAGCAGCAAGGGUGCGACACUGCUGUGCGCGCGCAAAGGCCGCAAGAAGAAGAAGAAGGCCAGCUCUGAAGCGGGUUAUCCGCUAUACGCCACAACCGCGCCGGACGAAACGGAUCCCGAGGAAAUACUCACCUACGAAGAGGUCGCCUUAUACUAUCCACGUGCCACACACAAACGGCCUAUAGUGCUCAUCGGGCCACCGAAUAUCGGGCGUCACGAGCUGCGGCAGCGGUUAAUGGCCGAUUCGGAUCGCUUCUCGGCAGCAGUACCACAUACGUCACGUGCGCGCCGCGAAGGUGAAGUCCCCGGCGUUGAUUAUCACUUCAUCACGCGCCAGGCCUUUGAGGCGGACAUACUGGCGCGCCGCUUCGUCGAACAUGGCGAAUACGAGAAGGCUUACUAUGGCACCUCGCUGGAGGCCAUACGUACAGUGGUGGCGAGUGGCAAAAUUUGUGUGCUGAAUCUGCAUCCGCAGAGCUUGAAGCUGCUACGCGCCUCCGAUCUGAAACCGUACGUGGUGCUGGUGGCGCCGCCGAGUCUCGACAAAUUGCGACAGAAGAAAAUACGAAACGGCGAACCCUUCAAGGAGGAGGAGCUCAAGGACAUUAUAGCCACUGCCCGCGACAUGGAGGCACGCUGGGGCCACCUCUUCGACAUGAUAAUCAUAAACAACGACACAGAUCGUGCUUAUCAACAGCUGUUGGCCGAGAUUAAUUCGUUGGAACGCGAACCGCAGUGGGUGCCGGCCAGUUGGGUGCAUAAUAAUCGGGACGAGUCAUAAAGUCAAUGGAAAUAAAGUGCAAGCGAAAUGGAUCGUGAAAUGAAGCUAAAACAGGGAAUUUGUCUAUAAGGAAAAUGCACUGGAAAGUAGAACUAAUUGCAAACACGAAGUGAGCACAGAAAAAUAGGUGUAGUGCUGAAGAUAAUUGUUUCAAAAAUACUGUUGAUUAUGCUUGUAUUCAAUUUGUAAGAGAGUGCUUCAGUUUCCAGCUUAUGAGCUUGUGAGCUUUUACUGAGCUUGUGAACAUUCACUAAGCUUCUAAGUUUUCAAUCAGCUUAUGAGCUUUCACCAAGCUUCCGAGCUUUCAGCGAGCUUAUGAGCAUUUAUUUUCAUUUUUGUGCGUUUUCACUUCAAAAUUACGUUCUUCUGAAAAAAUGUAACAUUGUUAGUCGCUACUUAACCAAUACUGAACCACAGUGUUCGUGUCACUACAAAUACAAACAAAGGUUUCGCGUCGUGCUCGUGGUUGGAGCGUGCAAAAGCAUAUGCGAAAGCUUUAUUUCCAAACGAAAAUGCAAUACUUACAUAUAAAUACAAUUAAAAUUAUUUACUUGAACAUACAGUAUACUAUAUACAACAUUUAUAUAUAUACACUUACACACACACACAGAAAAAUUGAACGUUUUUAUGUAUAACUUGUUGAUUUAGUAAUAAAAAUAUAAUUAUUUUAAAAUUUAAAUAAAAAAGUAUGCAACAAAUUAUGCAAACAAAAUAUAUAAUUUUAAAAGCUAACAUUUAACGGCCUGAUUCAUAAAAAAUGUUAAAAUUAUUAAUAUAUAUGAAAAUUGUAAACAAAGUAUUUUUAACAAUAAAAAAAAAUAGUUUUUGAAAAUUUAUUUGUAUAAAAAAUUUUUAAUAUUCAUAAAAAAAUGUUAAAAUUAAAUUAAAAAAAUUAUGAAAAUUGUAAAACAUAUAUUUUUAAUUAUUAAAUUUUUUUUAAAUUUAUAAUUAAAAACUUUGUUUGAAAAGUGACUAAAAAUAUAUAAAAACAAAAAAAAAUGUUAUGAAAACUAAAUUUUUAUGAAAAUGUUUUAAGUCAUAUUUCGAAGCAUUUUUUUCAUUAAAUUUUUUUUCUUAUAUUUUUUUUAUGGAUUUGGCCGUUAUCUGUACUUAUACAUAUACAUAUGCAGACAGUAAAAACGUUUCACAAAAUAUUCUUAAUUCUUAAUUUACUUUAUGUAUUAUAUAAUGUGCUGCAUAUACAUACAUACAUAUUUACUAAAUCAAAGAAAUUCCUUAAUUACAAAAUGUAUAUUUUUUGUUUUUGUUUUACAUUAGAUAUUUGGAUAUUUGUUUGCCUUUAUCUUUUCGAGCGUUUCUUAUGUGUAAAAAUUAGUUAAUGAAAAUAAGAAAAAAGUUGAAAAAUGAAAAAAAAAACAAAAACAAAGAACAAGAUCAGCUGUUUUUGACAAAUAUUUUGUAAACUAGUAAUGUAAGCUUAACAGGACAAAAACAAAAACAAAAACAAUAAAUAAUAGAAAUGUUAAAUGCAAAAAUAUAAUAGGACAAAUCGAAUAGCAAAACAAAAUAGAAAUAAAAUAAGUUCUUGCGGCGGCAGACCAAACGAGCAACGACGCCGCCAGUGGCUUUGUGCGCUCAAAGAACAUAUGUGAAAUGAGGAAAGAUAACGGUAGAAAGCAGAAUUCACCCAAAAAAGAAUUUACUUUAAACUCACGUACCAUAAAUGCUAAAGAUAACAACAACAACAAAAACACAAAGUGCUGCUAGUAACUAAAAGGAAAUUGCAAUUUAGUAAGCAACUCAUCUAAGCUAGUUAAAAACAAAACAAAAAUAACAAAAACAAAAUACACAUACUAAACAACAAAAGCAAAGAACCAAAAGCCACACUCUCGUGCAACACACGCAAACAUCAAAUAAAUUCAGCUUGAAGUCGGCAGCAAAAGCCGGAAGCCAAGCUUGCGCUGAAUAAACGCGGCGAAAAUGCAAAGCGAGCGAGCAGCUGUCGGCAUAGAUUCAACCGAUUUCAACAUAACCUCAAACAAAAAUCAACAAAGCAGAGCAAAUAACCGUUAAGCACACACAUCGCUAAGGCACAGCCAAUCAAAAGGGGCUGGCCAAGUGAGCCCAAGUGCAUGCGACUGGCUUUAGGCCCUGUAGGAAACGCAAAUAAUAAUAAAAAUUUAAAUAAAUUGAAAAAUUAAAUAAAAUAUAAAAAAAUAAAUAAAAAAUUUGAAAAAAAAUUAAAAUAAAGUAAAAAAUAAUAAUAAUAAUAAAUAAAAAUAAAAAAGAAAUAAAAUUACAUAAAAAACAAGUAGUCGCAGCUUAGGCAGAAUAGCGCUAAUUAAGAAACUAAAUUUAAAUGCAACCAUAUACGGUUAUAUACACAUGUAUGUAUGUAUGUUUGUAAGAGUAUAGUUGAAAUUGUUUAUUGACCAUUGUUUUCUAUUGAAAUUUAUAUUGUAUAUUGUGUUGUUAGGCCAAAGCAAUUGAAUUCAUACUUCAUGCCUCAAAGCAUACGAAAGAACAAACGAAAAGCGAAACAGAAAACGCGAAACGCAAAACUAAAAUGCCGCACUUAGCGAAAAAAGAAAUUUAAAUGCAAAAAAAAACAAAUAAAAAAUAGUCAUAACAAAUAAACAAAUAGAGUGUAGCGCCAAAGUAGUUAUGUAACACUGUAACAAAAUUCAUAAAAUUAAAAAAAAAUCAACGCUACGCCGCAAGGGACUGUAAACUAUUUAUAUAACAUGUUACUCUAUUUAACAUAUUCAAUAUUUGUUUUAUAUAAUUUCUUAUUCUUCAUUUUUCUUUUCAUUUAAAUUUUUUGCUUUUAAUUCUAAAAUUUUAUCUACAUACUUGUAUUUUUAUUAUUUAUUUAAUUUUUUUUUUAUUUUUAUUUAUAUUUUUUGUGAUUUUUAAGUUUUAUUUUUUUGUAUUAAUUAAUUAAUUUUUAUUUAUUAUUUUUAAUUUUUAUUUAUUUAUUUAUUUUUUGUAUUGUUUUUUUUUUGAUUUUUGAUUUAUAUUUUUUUUACAUUUUUCACAUUUUAUGUAAUUUUUAUUUAUUGUGUUAAUUUUUUGAAUUUCCUUAAAAUCUAAAUUGCUUCUGUAUAUUCCAUUAACAAAUGUUUUUUUGCGGCAUACAACAAUAACAACCACGAAAAUAGCAAAAUUACCGCCAAUGAAUAAAAAAACAAAAAAAAAUUAAUAAAAAUAUUCAAA